UGUUUGUAACUUUGCUGGCUCGGUGGCGGCGGGUCCCAGGGGAGAAGGCCCUCCGCCGCUCGCUCAUUGGUCGCCCCGCCGUCAGCUGGUGCGAUUUGCUGCUGUCGCUUUUGGCGCUCGGCCAUCCAGAAACAAACCACUCGGAUGACUACUAAUAGUUAUAGCCAGAUGUACUAAUACACAACAAAUCACGGUCCGGGGUCUGGGGAGCGCCCAUGAGUUCCUAUUUCGUGAACCCCUCUUUCCCGGGGAGCCUGCCCAGCGGGCAGGAGUCUUUCCUGGGGCAGAUCCCCCUCUACCCCGCCGGCUACGAGGCUCUGAGGCACUUCCCCGCCUCUUAUGGGGCCGGCAGCCUGCCGGACAAGAGCUACGCCUCACCUUGUUUCUACCAACAGUCCACCAACACGGUCCUCGCCUGCGGCCGGCCCUCCUCCUAUGACUAUGGGGGCUCCUGCUUCUACGCCGACAAGGACCUGGGCGGCGGCGCCGCCUCGCCCUCCGGCAGUGGCAAGCCCCGGGCCGGCCACCCAGGGGACCCUCUGCCCUGCUUCGCUCCGGACCAGCAGUACAAGCCCGAGAGCGGGCCGGCCAAAGCCCUAAAUGACGAAGGCGGCGACCGGAAGUACACCAGCCCUGUUUUCCCCUGGAUGCAAAGGAUGAACUCGUGUGCUGGUACAGUAUAUGGAACCCACGGGAGACGGGGCAGGCAAACCUACACCAGAUACCAGACCUUAGAGCUAGAGAAGGAAUUCCAUUAUAACAGAUACUUAACCAGGAGGCGACGGAUUGAGAUUGCAAACGCUCUCUGCCUUACCGAACGACAAAUUAAAAUCUGGUUUCAAAACAGACGCAUGAAGUGGAAAAAGGAAAGCAAACUGAUCAAUUCAACACAGCCCGGCAGCGAAGAAACAGAGGAGAAGCCAGGGGAGUAA
Messenger RNA from Euleptes europaea (tarantolino), 932 nucleotides. RefSeq names its product homeobox A6 (gene HOXA6). The record is from RefSeq and is a predicted model, not a curated record. NCBI's taxonomy places the organism in Eukaryota, Metazoa, Chordata, Lepidosauria, Squamata, Sphaerodactylidae. Gene Ontology annotation, cellular component: nucleus. Bases 216 to 932 code for a protein of 238 amino acids. The transcript has 2 exons. Gene Ontology annotation, molecular function: RNA polymerase II cis-regulatory region sequence-specific DNA binding; DNA-binding transcription factor activity, RNA polymerase II-specific. Gene Ontology annotation, biological process: anterior/posterior pattern specification; regulation of transcription by RNA polymerase II.